AUGCCCGCAAUCACUAUCGACCCCCAUGGCCUCUUUGAAACCCGCCCAACUUUCUCCCACGUCACCUCCUCGGCCGGCCCGGCCCGCUUUGUCGCUACCUCGGGUCAGGUCGGCGCCGAUGUCAAUGGCGUUGUACCUAAUAAUCUAGACGACCAGAUAGCUCUCGCAUUUGCCAACCUGCAGCGUUGUAUCGACGCGGCUGGUGCGUCAGUUACCGACAUCCUUAAACUGGUGUAUUACAUCGUGGACUACGACCAUAAAAAUCGACCACAUGUCAAGCCUCUCCUAGCCUUCCUCAAGGGCCAUCGUCCUGCGACAUCGUUGGUCCCUAUUCCCAAGCUAGCGAAGCCAGAGUUUCUCUUUGAAGUCGAGGCGUAUCUUGCCGUGCCUCAGCGAGAACUGGAGAAGGUAGAUGUGGUUGUCGUUGGUGCAGGACUGAGCGGUCUCAAGGCAGCUUAUGAUGUGCAAAGGGCUGGUUAUUCAUGCGCGGUGGUAGAGGCGCGAGAUCGGGUGGGCGGCAAAACGUGGUCCGUUGAUCAGAGUGAUGGGGCGGGGAGGACGGUCGAACUUGGCGCUGCAUGGAUCAAUGACACGAACCAGUCCGAGAUCUUUGGGCUUGUUCAGGCUUUAGGCCUGGAAACGGUUGUUCAAAAUACCGACGGGAAUAUCGUCCAGCAAGAUAUCAAUGGAGAUCUCUCUCACUUCCUAUACGGGGGCCAACCGCAGGCCCUCGCCGAGCCAAACGGUGCUCAAGACGUGCUUGCUAUCCGCGAAAAGACAGAAGAGGCAUGUCAGGCUAUCGAUAUUCGUGAUCCUGUCCGCACGGGUGGAGAUCUGGACAAGAUAACGCUCGAGGAGUGGGCGACUUCCCAAGGAGGAGGCAAGACUGCCCUUGCAUCUGUGGCGAUAUGGACAAGAGUCAUGCUGGGCCUCGAGCCGCGGGAUGUGAGCGCAUUGUUCUUUCUCGACUACUGCAAAAGCGGAGGUGGACUGGUGCAGACGCGCUCCGAUCAGAAGAACGGAGGGCAGUAUCGGCGCCUGGUAAAAGGCACUCAGAGCAUUUCCAUCGGGCUAGCAGGGCUCUUGAAGUCGGGCUCUGUCCAUCUCAACUCCCCUGUGCGCAUUAUACAACAAAACAUCGACGGCGUGUAUGUCACUGCUGGAAAAGGCAGUUAUCUCGCCAAACGCGUGAUAGUCUCGGUCCCGACGCCUCUAUACAAAGAUAUCGCAUUUCAACCCCCUCUUCCCGCCGCAAAGCUGGAGCUGAGCCAGCAGAACAAGCUCGGAUAUAUCAACAAAGUCAUCCUCCGAUAUGGAUACCCAUGGUGGCGUCAAAAGAACCUGUGUGGCAUGCUCCAAUCCUUCAAGGGCCCCGUAGCCGUUUCUCGCGAUACGAGCGUUGAUGGGUCCGGACAGUUCUCGCUGACCUGCUUCUGCGCGGGGGAGCCAGGACUCGAGCACUCCAAGCUCCAACAAUCCGACCGAUUUAAGGUGGUAGUCGAACACAUUAAAUCGACCAUUGGGGCCGGGAUGGUGACUCCAGAGCCUCUCGGAAUCGAGGAGUGGGAGUGGUCAAAGGAUCUGUGGGCUCAAGGAUGUCCUUGUCCUGCAUCGCCACCCGGCCUAAUGACCCAAUUCGAAUCUGCGUUGCGCAGUUCCCACGGCAAAGUUCAUUUCGUAGGUACGGAGACCUCUUAUGAGUGGAAGGGGUAUAUGGACGGGGCAGUUCGUUCAGGCGCGAGGGGGGCGAGAGAAGUCAUCCAGACCUUAGGGAAUCCUAAAUUGUGA
Molecule: messenger RNA, 1788 nt
Organism: Venustampulla echinocandica
Lineage: Eukaryota; Fungi; Ascomycota; Leotiomycetes; Helotiales; Pleuroascaceae
Product: Amine oxidase
Exons: 1
Coding region: 1-1788 (595 amino acids)
Molecular function (GO): oxidoreductase activity
Source: RefSeq, a predicted model, not a curated record